UCAGUUGAGUUGCGGUUGCCAGGGCGCGAACAGAUACAGUUUUCGAUCCGAUCCACGAUUUUCGUAUCACCAUGAUUGCGCCGCCGUCGGGAGUGGCGGGAGUGUUGGUGACCCUGGCCCUGCUGGCCAGCGGAUCCAUGGGUGAAAGAGAGCGAUCCUUGCGACUGCCCAACGCCACCUAUCCGCUAUUCUACCAACUGCACAUAUCCAGUGAUAUUCACAAGGGCCAACUGCUCUUCAGCGGAAAUGCCACCAUUGACGUAGCCAUCCGGCAGUCGACGAACGAGAUAGUGCUGCACGCCAAAAACCUAACCGAUAUUCAGAUUACUGUUCACCGGUUGGCGGCCGAAGGAUCCGUGAUCGUGGACGAUCUAACACAUACACUGCAUCCCACUGCUGCCUUGCUCAUCAUUCACCCGACUGUAAAUUACCAGGCCUUCGAGGAGGGGCAACAAUAUCGUCUGGAGAUUCUCUACACGGCUAUUAUGACAUCGCGUCCCGCCGGACUUUACUACAUGGAUUAUCGGGAUGAGGAGAACAAUCACACCGUAUACGUAGCCGCCACGCAAUGCGAGCCAACAUAUGGUCGUCUAAUCUUUCCCUGCUACGAUGAGCCGGGCUUUAAGUCAAACUUUAGCAUUAAGAUAACACACGGGAGCAGUCAUUCCGCCAUAUCCAAUAUGCCAGUCAAGGAAGUACUAGCUCACGGUGACUUGAAAACCACCUCAUUUCACACAACCCCACCGAUUUCAACCUACCUUGUGGCUUUUGUCAUCUCCGAUUUCGGGAGCAUAUCUGAGACAUAUCGUGGCAUCACUCAAAGCAUCUAUACCUCGCCAACUUCCAAGGAAAAAGGUCAAGUUGCACUGAAAAAUGCUGUGCGAACAGUGGCUGCACUCGAGGAUUAUUUUGGGGUUUCCUAUCCCUUGCCAAAACUGGAUCACGUGGCGCUUAAGAAAAACUACGGAGCAGCCAUGGAGAACUGGGGUCUAAUUACCUAUAAGGAAGUUAAUUUGCUUAAAAACAUUUCGUCGGAUGGAUACAAACGAAAGUUGGACAUGAUCACCCAGAACCACGAGAUCGCACACCAGUGGUUCGGCAACUUGGUGUCCCCGGAAUGGUGGACAUACACUUGGAUGAAUGAGGGAUUCGCCACUUAUUUUAGCUAUGUGAUAACUGAUUUGAUCUACCCCAAUGAAAAAAUGAUGGACAUGUUUAUGACCCACGAGGCAGAUAGUGCCUACAGCUACAACAGCUUCUUUGAUGUCCAUCCAAUGUCCCAUUACGUGGAGGGUGAAAAGGACAUCAUGGGUGUUUUCGACAUCAUAUCCUAUAAACGAGCUGCAUGCGUGAUCAAGAUGUUUCAUCACGCCUUUCGUCAGAAGCUCUUCGUGCGUGGUAUAAGUCACUUUCUGGAGAAAUAUCGUUAUAGCGUGGCCAAUGAGCUGAACCUCUUCGAUGCCCUGCAAUCGGAGCUCCAGGAUGAUGAGUACUUUUCGCAGCAGCCGUGGGCGUCGCGAAUAAGGGAGAUUAUGCUCUCGUGGACGCAUAGCGAAUGGUUGCCCAUUUUGGUGGUCACUCGGAACUAUGAGAACAACACCAUCACGUUUAGCCAGCGAUCAGUUCACAUGAAGGAUGAGCUAUGGUGGAUACCAAUCAAUUUUGCCACCACACAGUCGCACAACUUCGAGGACACCCAAGUGGAUAUGUUUAUGCCACCGGAACCACAGUACACAGUAUCACUGGAGGAUCUUAAGAUUCAGGUCAGCGGCAGGGAUUGGAUAAUGGUGAAUAAGCAGCACACCGGUUUCUAUCUCGUCCGCUACGAUACAGAUAAUCUAAUGGCCAUUGCCAGACAGCUGCAGACGAAUCACUCGGUCAUCCAUCCAAUAAAUCGACUUGGUCUCUUUCGAGAUCUGGGUCCCCUGAUCGAGCAUAAUGAAAUUGAGCAGGUGGAAGUGGUUUUCGAGUUGCUAAAGUACCUUGAGUUUGAGGAGGAUGUGCUGACUUGGAACCAGUUGCAAGAUACGAUAGAUUGCCUAACACGAAACUUGCAUGGCACCUCCUCCCAGAGCCUCUUCAAUGAGUUUGUGCGCCGCCUGGUUGGCCCGACAUUUCGGCGAGUUUACGUGGAACACGGUGUAAAUUUAGCUGAAGAUGGGAUGUCCCAUGGGAUUCUGGAAAUCGCCUGCUCUGCGGAUCUCCCGGAGUGCCUGGAAUACACACGUCGCCUGGCUAAGGAGCAUAUAAUCGAUAAAAUUUAUUUUAAAGAUGGAUCGGACUACCAUGCCAUAAUCGAUUCCGUGUUAUGCAUGGGAGUGCGGUAUCUAAGCGAUCAGGACUUCCAAAGGAUAAUUGAUAUGAUGCAGGAAAUAGAUCGCGGUUCGGUGUACUAUGAUGACAUUAUAUAUGCCCUCCGGUGCACGCAGAGUCAUCGGCAUCUGUUAUACUAUCUGGAAGGUCUGAUGGGUGAAAACUCCACCCAUAUGGUACUUUCCGAAUUUGAAGAUUUGAUGUAUCUCCUCUACAUAUACAAGUCGAAUCUGGCCUCUCGUCCGGUCAUCUGGCAGUAUAUCGAGCGCAACUACAAGGUGCUCUGUCGAGCACCAAACUUUAUGGAGCACUUUAAACAGCUCGCUGGAUUUGUGCCCAGACAUCAGAGAUCACAUUUUGAGAGACUACGCCAGACGAUUGCGAGCCACAUGAUGCAGGAGGGUCUUAAUUCGAACCAAACGCUGAUCGAGGCCAAUUCUCCGCUAGUGGGCAAAAAGAUGAAGAUCACCGAAAAUUUCCAAGACAAGUUCGAGCAGCAGAUCCACAAAUGGCUGCUCAAUGAGCUCCCUCAGGCGUCCAGCAGGAGUGAUGUCCUUUUGUCCGCCUCCCUCAGCGCGGCCAAUGGGUCAAGUCGUCCUCAAGGAGUCCUAAAGGAGGCGACUAGGGUGUUGCGCAGUGCGUUACGAAUAGUAGAUAUGUAUAGGUGACCAGACUUUUGGUCUAACUAGGUUCCACUUAAGUACAAGCUUAAUUACGAAUAAAUUAAU
This is a messenger RNA of Drosophila mauritiana, 3041 nucleotides long. Its product is annotated as endoplasmic reticulum aminopeptidase 1. Bases 72 to 2981 code for a protein of 969 amino acids. The record is from RefSeq and is a predicted model, not a curated record. NCBI's taxonomy places the organism in Eukaryota, Metazoa, Arthropoda, Insecta, Diptera, Drosophilidae. Gene Ontology annotation, cellular component: cytoplasm. Gene Ontology annotation, molecular function: peptide binding; zinc ion binding; metalloaminopeptidase activity. The transcript has 6 exons. Gene Ontology annotation, biological process: proteolysis; peptide catabolic process.